Messenger RNA from Hylaeus volcanicus, 1672 nucleotides. RefSeq names its product phenylalanine--tRNA ligase alpha subunit-like. The record is from RefSeq and is a predicted model, not a curated record. The transcript has 11 exons. Bases 1 to 1605 code for a protein of 534 amino acids. Gene Ontology annotation, cellular component: phenylalanine-tRNA ligase complex; cytoplasm; cytosol. Lineage: Eukaryota; Metazoa; Arthropoda; Insecta; Hymenoptera; Colletidae. Gene Ontology annotation, biological process: phenylalanyl-tRNA aminoacylation. Gene Ontology annotation, molecular function: phenylalanine-tRNA ligase activity; tRNA binding; ATP binding.
AUGAAACUUUUAUCCGAGUCAGCACCGUUACAAAUAAGUGGUUUGAGCAAUAAAGAAAAUGAUAUGUUCCAAGUUUUAAAUUUUUUCGAAACAAAGGAACCCACGUGUACAAUCACGUCAACUCACUUGGCUGAAAUUCUGAAUCAUGAUCAUGAGUAUGUUGUCGGAUUAAUUAAUAGUUUAUUCAGUCAGCAAAAACUCAAUAUGGAAGGCCCUCAUGAGUUUACUUAUUGGCAUCCUACAGAAGAAGGGCUGAGUUACUGUGAAAAAGGAUCACCAGAGAACAAUUUUCUAGCAUUACUCCGCUCUCAUCCAACUGCAAUUUCAAUCAAUGAUUUAAAAACGAAAUUCUCAGAUACUCCCUCGAAUAUAUUGGAUAUAGGAUUGAAAAUCGCAUUACAAAAGAAAUGGGCAACAUUAGAUAAAAUUACAAAGUGUAUUACCACGAAUUCCGAAGCUCCAACUAUUGAUGUCACUCAGAAAUGGCUCCAAUUCAUUUCACGCUCAACACAUUUUCAUCAAGAACAACUUCUUAAUGAUUUACAAACGGAAACAGGCAUGACAAAACCUCUUAUAGAAAGAGACAUUUUAAACGAAUUAAAGAAACGUAAAUUAAUUUUGUCUAAAAAAAUCAAGUAUUAUAAUGUCACACGAGGAAUUGCAUUUUCCACUCAACUUACACAAAUGGUAACGGACAUUACUAAGGAAAUGAUACAGAAAGGUACAUGGGAAAAUGCAGUGUUCAAACCCUACAAUUUUUAUUCAGCCGGUACUAAAAUUAAACGGGGAUCCAUUCACCCAUUAAUCCAUGUCGCUAAUCAAUUUAAACGGGUGCUACUUGGAAUGGGUUUUCAAGAAAUGCCUACACAUGAAUGGCUUGAAAAUUCUUUUUGGAAUUUCGAUUCAUUGUUUCAACCUCAACAUCAUCCUGCUCGAGACAUGCAGGAUACAUUUUUUAUAAAAAAUCCUUCUAGUAGUACCCUCCGUGAUAUUGAUCCUCAGUAUUUAAAAGAUGUACAGCAAGUUCAUGAGAUAGGAGGUUACGGAUCUUCUGGUUGGAAAUAUAUCUGGUCACAAAAAGAAGCUUCGAAAAAUGUACUUCGUACACACACCACGGCUUGCUCCUCUCGUAUGUUAUUUUUUCUUGCUCAAGAGUUGAAGAAGACCGGAGUUUUUCGUCCGAAACACUUUUUUUCAAUUGAUCGCGUGUUUCGAAAUGAAACUCUUGACGCCACUCAUUUAGCCGAAUUUCAUCAAGUUGAGGGACUGAUUUGUGAUAAAAAGCUUUCACUUUCUCAUUUGAUGGGUGUUCUUAAAACCUUUUACUCUCAAAUUGGUAUUUCUAAUCUUCGAUUCAAACCCGCUUACAAUCCGUACACAGAGCCUUCAAUGGAAAUAUUUGGAUUUCAUCCCUUAUUAAAAAAGUGGAUCGAAGUAGGAAAUAGUGGUAUUUUUCGUCCUGAAAUGCUACGACCGAUGGGGUUCCCAGAAGAUGUAUCAGUUAUUGCUUGGGGAUUGUCUCUUGAAAGGCCUACAAUGAUCCGUUACCAUGUCAGUAACAUUCGUGAGCUUUUUGGGCACCGAGCUAUCAUAGGAAUGGCUUGAGUUGUAUACACCUAUCAACUCGGUAGCGAACAUUUAUUCUAAUUUUCUUUUAUUAUAAAGAUAAAAA